GACAGCAUCAUCGCGCCUCAACCGUCUCGUCUCCAUUGCCGCGUCUCGAAGCUAUAAUCCGCUCUUGACGGAACUGCAUCAUCAUUGUGUCAUGCGCCGCAAUUGAACCUAUUCCGAAUUCCUCAACGCUUUACCUUUGUCUCAGGUACGAUCUCUCGACGGUCUAUCUCGCCCUACACAGCAUCCUGUUGGUAGCCUGCUUGGAGAUAAUUGGCCUCUCUUGUCGUAAAGCUACGAUCGCUAUCCACCCACAAUGCGCUUCGGUCGGACCCUCCGCGAGUCCAUCUAUCCGCCAUGGAAGGACAAGUAUAUCGACUAUGCGAAGCUCAAGAGCUUGUUGAGGGAGGAUGUGGCCGAUGACGAUAACCAGCCGUGGACCGAGAAGGACGAGACUCGCUUCUGCGAAGAGAUCUUCAACAAUCAACUCGAGAAGGUCGCUCAGUUCCAAGAGCAACGCUUUAACGCUCUUAAGGAACGAGUUGACGCUGCUUUCGGUAAGCUCAAGGAACUCGCUCCCGUCGAGUCCUCAGAGGACGAUGGAGCUCCUCAAAAGGGCGAGAUCUCGGCUUCCCGCUUGCGCACUCUGGAAUCAGAGCUUGACGAGAUCACUAAUGAGGUUCGUGAGCUCAAGAAGUAUAGCAACAUCAACUACACUGGCUUCCUCAAGAUCAUUAAGAAGCACGACCGGAAGCGAGGAGACCGUUACAAGGUCCGUCCUAUGAUGCAGUUGAGCCUUUCUCAGCGACCAUUCAACUCCGAGACUGGUUACUCCCCGCUACUCAACAAGCUGUCCAUCAUGUACUUUGCCAUUAGGCAACAACUCGAAGAUGGCGGGGAGCAGCUGCCACCCCUGGAUCUUGAGUCUCAGGGCGAGACUCACAAUGGCGAGCGCUACACAGCUCACAAGUUCUGGGUCCACCCUGAUAACUUGCUUGAGGUCAAGACUGUCAUCCUUCGACAUCUACCGGCUCUUGUUUAUAGUGAACAGUCCGCCAAGGAGCUUGAUGGCAGCGACUCUCCGUCUAUCACUUCGUUGUACUUCGAUAAUAAGCAAUUUGAGCUUUAUGGCGAGAAGGUCAACCGCAAAUCUGAAGCAACGUCCCUGCGACUUCGCUGGUAUGGACAGUUGGCUACUCGACCCGAGAUUUUCGUCGAGCAAAAGACUGUCGACGACAAGGGUGGCAGCCAGGACCUCAAGUUCACAAUCAAGGACAAAUAUGUUAAGUCAUUCGUGGAUGGCGAAUACAACCCUGAGAAGGCGGUCGCAAAGAUGAAGAGACAGAGCUUUGCUCCUGAAAAGAUUGAACAAUUCCAGGAGACUGUCAACAACAUACAAAAAUACGUCAAGGAGAAGGGUCUUAGCCCUGUUCUGAGGGCGAACUACGCUCGAACCGCUUUUCAGAAGCCUGCUGAUGAUCGUAUUCGCAUCGCUAUCGAUACCGACGUGGCAUUCAUCCGUGAGGACACUCUUGACCCCAGCCGCCCUUGCCGUGAUCCAAAUGAGUGGCAUCGUCUUGACAUUGACGAAAGCGAGAUGACCUACCCCUUCAAGAAGAUGAAUCAGAGUGAGGUCAACCGUUUCCCUUAUGCCCUUCUCGAGAUCAAGUUGAAGGAGGAUAGUCAACGAAAGCACCCCACAUGGGUUGAGGACUUGAUGUCCUCCCACUUGGUUCACCCUACCCCUCGCUUCUCCAAGUUUGUCCAUGGUAUUGCAGCUCUCUUUGAAGAUUACGUCAACAACUUGCCUUUCUGGCUCAGUGAUCUCGAGUCUGAUAUCCGAAAGGACCCUCAGAAGACAUUUGAGGAGGAGGAGCAGCGACGUGCUCAACGACAUGAGGACGUUAUGGCUGUCGGAAGUCUGAUCGGUGCGGGAGCUAAAUCCGGGUCCUAUAAGCCUGCCCAAAGCUCACCAGUCAGCAAGUCUUAUCUGGCUGAACGCAUGUCUAAGGAUUCGAUCACCCAAGCUCUUAACAAGCGUACGUCUACUCCCGCGAACGGAGAAGAAGCUGGCGAGAGCAGUUCCCAGCAACGGUCAGAGCAGGAGAGGUCCUACGGAACUCUCUCAUCUGUUAUCCCAGGAUUCUCACUAUCCAAGUACUCAAGGGCGAAGCGGGCAUCUCAACAGCCAUUGCCAGAGGGUGUAGUAGCGCCGACAGAAUGGAUCAAGAAUAUGGGCGAGCUCAAGGUUGAGCCCAAGGUUUGGCUCGCCAACGAGCGAACUUUCCUCAAGUGGCAGCAUAUCUGUAUCCUUCAGGGCGGUCUGGCUGUCGGUCUUUACACAGCAGCUGGUGAGAACACACUCGCUUCUGUCAUUGGUCUCUUGUUUGUCCUCAUUGCUGUGUUUGCCGGCGUAUGGGGUUAUGCAAUGCUGAGAAUCAGGCGAACCAUGAUUGUGGAGCGAAGCGGUAAGGACUUUGAUAACAUGAUCGGGCCCAUGAUUAUCAGUGGCUCACUAAUGCUUGUGCUUAUUCUCAACUUUUUCUUUGCGUAUCGGGAGGCCUUUGGAAAAUUCAAGGAUGAUCAGAAUAGCCUGGGAGAGCUCCUGUCUGAAGAUCUGAAGUAA
This is a messenger RNA of Fusarium verticillioides 7600, 2563 nucleotides long. RefSeq lists its product as hypothetical. The coding region runs from base 254 to 2563 and encodes 769 amino acids. The transcript has 3 exons. Lineage: Eukaryota; Fungi; Ascomycota; Sordariomycetes; Hypocreales; Nectriaceae. The record is from RefSeq and is a predicted model, not a curated record. Gene Ontology annotation, cellular component: fungal-type vacuole membrane; vacuolar transporter chaperone complex.